AUGCGUCUCUUCCCCGGUGGCGUGAUCGGCUCAUCGUCCGCGCUGGUUGCAUUGUUCUCGGCCCCCGAGGCCGUGGACGAGCUGCCGUCCCUGACUCGGCUUGCUCCAACCUGGUUCCGCUCGACAGCUGUGGCUGCCGUGGGCGUCUACCCCCAGUCACGGACGGAGGCCUUUGCCUACGGAAGGCUGCUGGAGCGAUUGGUCGUUGCAGAGGCCCGCGGCGAUGGAAAGGCGAUUGAUGAGGUGCUUGCGGCUGCCGCUGUGCUUGCGGGGCGCGUAGUGACUGCGCGCGAGGUCAAGGCCAUCGAGGACAACACAGUGGCGGUCGAGUCCCGCCGCGGACCACUGAGCGUAGCGCUGGGCAUGCUCUCGCUGGUCAACAUCAUGUGGCUAGUGUCGAUCUUUGGCAUUGCCGCCUUUUUGCUCCCGGCGCUCGCCAUCUGCGUCCGCCCGCUCGUCGCCGCCCUGAUCUCCGUCUUCACCCGCUGGAUCCUCCCGAUGCUCAUUGCGCUGCAGCCAGUCUACGAGCUGGCGAUGUACGCAUUUGCGGUCUUGCUGCUCGCAGAAGGUCUACGCAUGCCGCCCGAGACCGGCGUUAUGAUUGCGCUCACCGGUGUUGUCCUCGCCGUCCCGGCCUUUGUGUACUCGACGUACUUGCACACGCACGCAAAGACGUCGAUGAGUGCAUUCUCGACGUGGGUGAGCGUGUUGUGCACCGUCUGGUUUGUUGUUCCGGCCAUCCACUUUGAUGACGCUCUCAUGGCGUGGAUUGCAGUGGCCUCGUUCUACUCGGCGGUCGGGUUCUCAGUCGUCCCGCUCGGCCUCAGGUACCUUGUGGGCUUCCACUCGCCAGAGACCAUGGUCCGGGUCUCGAUCACGUCGACUAUUGUGCUCGGAACCUUUGCGGCACUGAGAGUUUGCGGGGCUGAGUAUGCGGCGAUGCAGCUGCUCGCUGCACCCACGUCUGUCUUUGGCACGCUCACGCUCCUCCUCGCGCAGCUCAUUGCCUCAUCGCGGUUCUACGCUUGGUGGUCGUUGCCGUACUAUGUGCGGCAGCUGACGAUGAUUGCCACGCUGGGAGUCCUGCUCGGCUUUGGGGCCAUCGGCGGCUCACCGGGCAUGUUCAACACGGCAACGACGUUUACCGUGCUGUACGUGGUGGAAAAGGUGCUCGAGCUCGAGUUCCUCUGGUCGUCCAGCAUCGCGCCGCUCACCAUUCUCGCCAUUUUUGUCGCCAUGUACGCCGCCUCGCUCUUCCUCGCAUCACAUCCGGGCUGGCUCGUCUCGAUUGCGUUCAACCUGUAG
Messenger RNA from Thecamonas trahens ATCC 50062, 1305 nucleotides. RefSeq lists its product as uncharacterized. The transcript is spliced from 2 exons. NCBI's taxonomy places the organism in Eukaryota, Apusomonadida, Apusomonadidae. The coding region runs from base 1 to 1305 and encodes 434 amino acids. The record is from RefSeq and is a predicted model, not a curated record.